Messenger RNA from Conger conger (European conger), 1104 nucleotides. Its product is annotated as histamine N-methyltransferase-like. The record is from RefSeq and is a predicted model, not a curated record. The transcript is spliced from 7 exons. The coding region runs from base 46 to 924 and encodes 292 amino acids. Lineage: Eukaryota; Metazoa; Chordata; Actinopteri; Anguilliformes; Congridae. Gene Ontology annotation, molecular function: N-methyltransferase activity.
AUAAGAUCAGCAGUAACUGAAGGUCUUCUACACAGAAAUAACGCCAUGGCAUAUGUAUUCAAGUGUCUUGCAGACGAUAACAACAGAUACUUGAAGUCAUUCCGGCUGUUCCUGGAGCGCUCAUCAGAACACCAAUGUAUGCUUGACUUCAUCCAUGGGGUACUGCCUGACAUACUGGCCAGCAUUGGAGGGGGGAGAUCCAGUCUCAACAUUUUGGGAGUUGGGAGUGGUGCAGGAGAGAUAGACCUGCAGAUGUUGUCUCAGCUGCAGUUGAAACACCCCGGGCUGAAGGUAGACAAUGAGGUGGUGGAGCCCAGUGAUGAGAUGCUGUACAACUACAAGGUGUUAGUGUCAAAGACUCCAAAUCUUGAGCAUGUUAACUUCAAGUGGAAUAAGAUGACUGCAUCUGAAUUCGAAAAUCACUGGCAGGAGAAAAACCUCACAAAAAAGAUGGACUUCAUCCACAUGAUUGAGAUGCUGUACUUUGUUGCCGAUCCUCAUGCCACUGUGUCAUUCUUCCGCAGUCUCUUAAAUGAUAAUGGGAAACUAAUCAUCAUACUCGCCAGUGAUAAAAGUGGGUGGGGAAAGCUGUGGAAGAUGUACAAGGCUGACCUGUGCAAAGGGGACACAAGCUAUUGUGUGACUACAGGGGACUUCAAGAGCUUUCUCGACGCCGACGGGAUCAAAUACAAAACCUACCUGCUCCCGUCUCAGAUGGACAUUACAGAGUGCUUCAGAGAGGGGGAUGAACGAGGAGAGCUCUUACUGGACUUUCUGACAGGGCUGGUGGACUUCACCAGAUCGGCGCCCCCGGACCUGAGGGCAGGAGUGAUGGACCUCCUCCGCCACCCCGACUGCAGUGCUGAGGCGGACGGGAAGAUUGUUUUUAACAACACACUGGAGGUUUUAGUUCUAGAUGCUUAAAUGGAGAGCAGGGUGCCAGCCACUCACAUGGCUUUAGGUUGCUCAAACAGGGAAUCUCUGGUGUGCCUUUAACGUGUUUUACUCUAUUAGGGUUUACUUAAUUUCCCAAAAACUGUGAUCGUUUAGUGUUCUUGUAAUAUGAAAAUAAGGACUAAUAAGUUUGAUACAUAAAAUCUUCAU